GCCCGUACAUCGAUGCAGGCAUGGGGUGUGCGUCUGGAGGGGCAAGGCGUGUGACGCCACUGCCAGGCAGGCAGCAGGUACCCCGCCGCCGCGUCGCGUACAAGAAAGAGCUCCGGGCGCACGCUGCACUCUCGUAGCCACCCCGCCACCCCGACCUUCGCCCAACUCACCCACAAGCCAUGGCGUUAGAACCGCUUUCCCGCCAAGGGAAGAAGAGCUUCAUCCCUCUGGAGAACAACCCCGAGGUGAUGAGCGCACUCGUGCACAAGCUAGGUCUCAGCAAGAAGCUCGACUUCCACGAUGUUUUCAGUAUCGACGAGCCCGAGUUGCUCUCCUUUGUGCCCCGCCCCGCCCAUGCUCUACUCCUGAUCUUUCCGGUGAAUGAGACAUACGAAAAGUUCCGCAUCGAAGAAGACAAGGACCGCCCAGAGUAUGAGGGCAGCGGUCCUGAGGAGGAGGUCGUCUGGUACAAGCAGACGAUUAGCAACGCUUGCGGCUUGAUGGGCCUGCUGCAUGGAGUCUCCAAUGGCACGGCACGAGAACAUAUUGAUCCUGACUCGAACCUGGCCCAGCUGCUGCGGGAAGCCAUUCCCCUCAAGCCCAAAGAGCGAGCCGACCUCCUCUACGAAUCCGAUGCGCUGGAAGCUGCACACCAAGAGGCCGGAGCCAGGGGCGACACAGCCGCGCCAGCCGCCGAAGCUGAUGUCGACCUGCACUACGUGUGCUUCGUCAAGUCAAAGAACAACAACCUCUGGGAGAUGGAUGGCCGCCGCAAAGGCCCCCUAAACCGUGGCCAGCUUGCUGCCGACGAGGAUGUGCUUAGCGACAAGGCUCUGGACCUCGGCGUACGGAGCUUCCUCAAACGCGAGGCCGCAGCUGGCGGGGGCGACCUGCGCUUCUCGUUGAUUGUCCUCGCUGAAUCGUUUGAUUGAAAGCAUAGGAGAGCGCUUGCAUGGGUCCGAAGGUGGGAGACAUUGUCGAAUCCGGCAAGUCUUAAAGACUCCCGCGCGGCAAUGUUUAUCAGCUGUUCUACGGCAGAUGGAAUGAAUACCGAAGUACAUUCGGAACUGACGUCAUGUCUCUGAAAGUUUCAUUGCACGUGGGGCAGAAGCGUCAGCAAAUCGAUGCAGAGAAAAUACCAACAAAUGGCCCCUGAUAGACCACCAGUCGCGUUCGCAGAACAUGUGAAUAACACCCCGAAAGCUAGCACUGGGCAGAUACUUGCAUACGAUGUAAUUCAAUUUGCGACAA
Molecule: messenger RNA, 1251 nt
Organism: Paraphaeosphaeria sporulosa
Lineage: Eukaryota; Fungi; Ascomycota; Dothideomycetes; Pleosporales; Didymosphaeriaceae
Product: cysteine proteinase
Exons: 3
Coding region: 180-932 (250 amino acids)
Biological process (GO): ubiquitin-dependent protein catabolic process; protein deubiquitination
Cellular component (GO): cytoplasm
Molecular function (GO): cysteine-type deubiquitinase activity
Source: RefSeq, a predicted model, not a curated record